AUGGCUUCAUCACAAUCCAUGAGAGCCCUCGCCCGGGCCGGCCCAUUGGGUCCCAGCGGCGUUGUCGCAUCACGAGCCUUCUCUACCGCUACGAGGUCAAUGAUGCUGCGAUCAGCGGCCAGGCCCUCCGCGACCAUGAAGCUCGCCCACUCGGGCCGCAUUGCCUUCCGCAGAGCCUACGCCGACGAGGCUCCCAAGCCCAAGCCUGGCAAGCUGCGCCGGACCUUCAGAUGGGCCUGGAGACUGACCUACCUGUCUGCGCUGGGCCUCGUUGGCUACACUGCCUACGACAUCUACGUGGACCGCCACCCCGAUGAGCAGUUCAAGCCCGACCCCAACAAGAAGACGCUUGUCAUUCUGGGAACUGGAUGGGGAUCCGUUGCCCUCCUCAAGAAGCUCGAUACCGAAAACUACAACGUCGUCGUAGUCUCUCCCCGCAACUACUUCCUCUUCACGCCUCUUCUGCCGUCAUGCACCACCGGCACCAUCGAGCACCGCUCCAUCAUGGAGCCGGUCCGCCGCAUCCUCCGCGGCAAGAAGGCCGUCGCCAAGUUCUUUGAAGCCGAGGCCACCUCUGUUGACCCCGAGCGCAAGGUCGUGCGCAUCGCAGACAACUCCGAGAUCAAGGGCGCUACUUCGGAGACUGAGAUCCCCUACGACAUGCUUGUUGUGGGCGUUGGCGCGGAAAACGCCACCUUUGGCAUCCCCGGUGUCCGCGAGAACAGCUGCUUCCUCAAGGAGAUUGGCGACGCCCAGCAGAUCCGCAAGAAGAUCAUGGACUGUGUUGAGACGGCCGCCUUCAAGGAUCAGACCCCCGAGGAGGUUGACCGUCUGAUGCACAUGGUCGUUGUUGGCGGUGGCCCCACUGGUGUCGAGUUCGCUGGCGAGCUUCAGGACUUUUUCGAGGAGGACAUCAAGAAGCUGGUCCCUGACAUCAGCCCCCGCUUCAAGGUUACCCUCAUCGAGGCCCUGCCCAACGUUCUUCCCAUGUUCUCCAAGACUCUGAUCGACUACACCGAGAACACUCUUCGCGAGGAGAAGAUUGACAUCAAGACCAAGACCAUGGUCAAGCGUGUCACUGACAAGACCGUCGAGGCCGAGGUUUCCCGUCCCGACGGAACCAAGGAGCGUGUUGAGAUCCCUUACGGUCUGCUUGUCUGGGCCACCGGAAACGCCGUCCGCCCCAUCGUCAAGGACCUGGCCAGCAAGAUUCCCGCUCAAAAGGACUCGCGCCGUGGUCUCGCUGUCAACGAGUACCUUGUCGUACAGGGCACCCGCGACAUCUGGGCCAUUGGCGACUGCGCCGUCGCUGGCUACGCCCCUACCGCUCAGGUUGCCUCACAGGAAGGUUACUUCCUUGGUAAGCUGUUCAACAACAUGGCCAAGACUGAGAACCACGAGGAUCGCAUCGCGGAGCUGAGCGGCAAGCUGAACAUUGCCGGCGGCAACUCUGCCGAGGCUUCCCAGGAGAUUGAGCUCUUGGAGAGACAACUCAAGAAGAUUCGCGACAUCAAGCCUUUCAAGUACAGUCACCAGGGAAGCUUGGCCUACAUUGGCAGCGACAAGGCCGUCGCCGACGUCAGCUGGUGGAACGGCAACCUUGCCACCGGUGGUAGCGUCACCUACCUCUUCUGGAGAAGUGUCUACCUCUCCAUGUGCUUCAGCCCACGAAACCGUGUUCUGGUCCUUUUGGACUGGCUCAAGUCCAAGGCUUUCGGUCGUGACGUCUCCCGAGAGUAG
Molecule: messenger RNA, 1740 nt
Organism: Trichoderma gamsii
Lineage: Eukaryota; Fungi; Ascomycota; Sordariomycetes; Hypocreales; Hypocreaceae
Product: external NADH-ubiquinone oxidoreductase 1
Exons: 3
Coding region: 1-1740 (579 amino acids)
Molecular function (GO): NADH dehydrogenase activity
Source: RefSeq, a predicted model, not a curated record